ACUCCACCUUCUUCCUCGUUGUCGUGUAUCACGCCGUCUCUCUGUCCUCCAUCCACUAGAAAUUCGCCACGUCACCAACCGAGCUCACGUAGUUGAACAAGGUCCCCUAGCAGGAUCCUUCUCUCUUCCUCUCUCUUCCUCUCGGCGAUGCAAUCGGAGAUCGUUCCCCGCGGCGAUGGAUCCUCCGGCGAGGGGUCCUCCGCCAGUCCGGGGUCGCCGGAGGAGACGCCAUUCCUACGGCGGGUUCCAUCGGAGAGUCGCCGGAGGAGGGUCGUCAGUGAGCCGACGCUCUCAUCCCUUUCAUCGCCCUUUGCCUUUGAAUCCAACUCACGCCGGCGAUCCUUCCGGAGGGACGUGGGGCACGCUGCCGCCGAGACGUUUCUCCUCACUCGCCUUACCCUCAUCCUUCUCCGCUAUCUCGGGGUAGGUUACCGGUGGAUUACUAGGUUUCUAGCCCUUGCUUGUUAUGCAAUUUUACUUAUGCCAGGUUUUAUACAAGUUGGAUAUCACUAUUUUUGUUCAAGUCAGGUCCGUAGAAGUGUAGUGUAUGGAGAGCAGCCAAGAAAUCGGUUGGAUUUAUAUUUACCAACAAAUACUGAUCAGCUGAAGCCAGUUGUAGCAUUUGUGACUGGUGGGGCCUGGAUUAUUGGUUACAAAGCAUGGGGUGCUCUUCUAGGGAAGCAAUUGGCUGAAAGGGGUAUCAUAGUUGCAUGCAUUGAUUACAGAAAUUUUCCCCAAGGGACCAUCAGUGAUAUGGUAAACGAUGCUUCUCAAGGAAUCUCUUUUGUCUGCAGCAAGGCUGCGGACUAUGGUGGUGACCCUAAUAGGAUUUAUUUAGUUGGACAAUCAGCUGGUGCACAUAUUGCAGCUUGUACCCUCUUAGAUCAAGCCCUGAAAGAAAGUGGGGAAGGAGAAAAUGCCACUUGGAGUGUCUCCCAAAUAAAAGUAUAUUUUGGUAUAUCUGGCGGUUACAACCUUCUGAAGUUGGUUGAUCACUUCCACAGUCGUGGUCUCUACCGUUCCAUCUUUCUCAGCGUAAUGGAGGGGGAGGAAUCCUUGAGGCGCUAUUCCCCUGAAGUUGUGGUACAAGAUCCAUAUGUUAGACAUGCUGCUUCUCUUUUGCCUCCUAUAAUCUUGUUCCAUGGAACGAGCGAUUAUUCUAUACCUUGUGAUGCCAGUGAAACUUUUGCAGAAGCUCUUCGCAAUGCUGGUGUUGAAGCUAAACUAGUCUUGUACAAGGGGAAAACUCAUACUGAUCUUUUUAUUCAGGAUCCUCUUAGAGGUGGCAAAGAUGAGCUGCUGGAAGAUAUAAUUUCUGUAAUUCAUGCUGGUGAUACAGUUGCUCUUGCUGAAGAUGCAGUGGCACGCCCAACACGGCGCCUUGUCCCUGAAUUCAUGAUACAGUUAGCUCGCAAAAUAAGUCCCUUCUGAGUAUCCAAGUCUGGCUUUUAGUAUGUAAGAACAGCUAAAAUUAUCAGGAAGUACAAGAGCACAAGUAGAAUGGCAACAUCCGAACUUCCUGUCGACUUUCUUGUGCGAGAAAUUGCUUCUGUUAAGCAAAACCAAGAUUCUCAGAGAAGUUGCUUUCAGAUGGACAACUUACCAAGGAUGUUGAGUAUGAGGGAAUCAUUUUUGGCAUAACAUUUUUGACAUAAAUGCAUCAUGAAGAGCUUGAGAUUUAAUGGCUUCAUCUGUUAACUUUUAUUA
Molecule: messenger RNA, 1707 nt
Organism: Dioscorea cayenensis subsp. rotundata (Guinea yam)
Lineage: Eukaryota; Viridiplantae; Streptophyta; Magnoliopsida; Dioscoreales; Dioscoreaceae
Product: isoprenylcysteine alpha-carbonyl methylesterase ICME-like
Exons: 12
Coding region: 148-1431 (427 amino acids)
Source: RefSeq, a predicted model, not a curated record